ACGCACAAUAACUGGAAGGACGAUGCUGCGCCAAGCCACCACCGCACGCUGGCUGCCUGCCACCGGAAGCCGCCUGCACCGCGCGUUGCACCGCAUGGCGCCGCUACACAUUGCGUCCGAGGCUCCAAGUAGCGCGCCGACGGCCAAGCCGCCAGCGUCGCCCGAGAACAUCCGGGCCACGAUCAGCAAGCACGUGGCGACGAUCAAGAAACAGGCGGGGCUCACGCCGGCGUUCUGGGGCAACGUGUCGACGACGUUGGCCAAGUGCCGGACGCCCGAGCAGUUGGCCGCGACGGCGCCGCUCCGGUCGCUGCCGAUGGCGUGGCACUCGUCGACACCGGCCGUGCAACACGAGAUCGUGCGCAUCUUGCUGGCGACGCAGAACGUAGAGACGGCGAUGGCGCUCGUCGAGAGUGCGCCCGAGUACCCGCUGCACAACCGCAACGUCGCGCGCUUGCUCGGCGCGUGCGUGCGGCACCGCAACCUCGCGUCCGCAGGGUUUGCGCUCUACGAGCGGUUGCUCGCCCAAGGCACCGUGCCCAGCCUUCCCGUCUACCACGCCGUGCUCCUUCUGGCGUUGAAAGCCAACGACCCGACCCGAUUCCACGACGUGCUCACGCACAUGGAGACCGUUGGCGUGCCUCUGGAUGCCAUGUGCCAUGGCCUUGCCGUGCGCAUGGACUGCCGCCAACGCCGCUUCGAGUCGGCCCUGGACCGGUACCGGCUCAUGCAGCGCGACCAAAUGCACCUCAACGUCAUCGUGCUCAACGAGCUCCUCGACGGGCUCUGCGAAGCAGGUACGUACACUGACGCACUCGAGGUCUUCGAGUCGGCGGUCGCCAAAGUUGCCAAGCGAGGGUGGAACCAAAAGCCGGAUGCGAAAGUGAAUUUGAGUCCGGAAGCCAAGGCGAAAGCCGAGCACGACGACAAGCGGCCGGUGAACGAGGUGACGUACAACAUCAUGAUGAAGCUCUGCGGCCGCCAGCAGCGCCUCGACGAAGUCUUCAAGUGGUACGAAGACAUGAAGGCGAAGGGCAUUGCGCCAUCGACGACGACCAUCAACACGCUCAUGCACGCCGUGUACCACGGCAAGUACCGCAGCGUCGACUCGGAGAAAGUGUACGCCGCGCUCGCGACCGUCGGUGUCGUUGGCGCCGGCACGCUCUUCGUCUCGGACCUCUCGGAGGCGACGGCGUCGGUCGCGAUCACGGCCAGCGUCCUCAUGUCGCUCGGUCUCGGGAUCUACAUGAACCCGUUUGGCGUUCAAAAGUCCAUUUACCCGAACGAGACGACGGCCAAGGAGCCCGUGCCGGCUGCGAUGCUGCGGCGCCUCGACGAAGAAGAGCACAUUGGACGACUUGUCUACCUCUGGCACGAACUUCUCGGGUACGGCCUCCGUCCCGACGACGCCACGUAUGACAUUUUUGUCCGCACGAGCGUCCGGAAGCGCCACCCGGACAUUGCGGUGGCGACGCUUCUCGACGCCAACAACCCGAAUUCGUUUACGGCCCGGCGGGCGGUCGAGAAGGAUGCCUUUGUGCUGCCACUGCCGCUCGAAACAACGAUCCGGCUGCUGCAGUCGCUCGUGAGCCAGAAUCUGCUGCCGCAAGUCGACGACGUGAUUGCGCUUGCGUACACGUCGCGCGGGUUGACGAGCAUCACGUCGACGUCGCCGGGCCGGCUCACGCGGUUUCGACUGGUGCCGUUCGGGGCGCCCAAGGUGACGGCGCUCGUGCUGAGCCGCUUGCUGCGACUCUGGCUCGACGAACACUACCCAAAGGACAAGCUCCACGCGCGCAUUCAUGAUACCGUGGCAUUCGAUGUCAUCCAGUGCCACACGGUGCUCGACUACCUCGACACGAUCGACCCGGAGAUCCGCGCAUCCUUUGCGUUUGAAGAAGUCCAAGUCGCCGGCAACGGCAACGGCGUCCUCCACUUCAACCGCGCGCGUCUGCAAAAAUACAUUGUCAAUUUGGCCUAAGACACAGGUCUACAUACAAGUAUAUCAUGUAUAGAUCAGACGAGUUGUCCACACGUUUGCAUAAGCUUGUG
Messenger RNA from Saprolegnia diclina VS20, 2052 nucleotides. RefSeq lists its product as hypothetical. The record is from RefSeq and is a predicted model, not a curated record. Gene Ontology annotation, molecular function: protein binding. The transcript has a single exon. Lineage: Eukaryota; Oomycota; Saprolegniomycetes; Saprolegniales; Saprolegniaceae. The coding region runs from base 23 to 1981 and encodes 652 amino acids.